Messenger RNA from Malassezia vespertilionis, 1557 nucleotides. RefSeq lists its product as uncharacterized. Bases 1 to 1557 code for a protein of 518 amino acids. Gene Ontology annotation, cellular component: mitochondrial outer membrane. Gene Ontology annotation, molecular function: tRNA threonylcarbamoyladenosine dehydratase activity; ubiquitin-like modifier activating enzyme activity. Lineage: Eukaryota; Fungi; Basidiomycota; Malasseziomycetes; Malasseziales; Malasseziaceae. Gene Ontology annotation, biological process: cyclic threonylcarbamoyladenosine biosynthetic process. The record is from RefSeq and is a predicted model, not a curated record. The transcript has a single exon.
AUGCACGACUUGGCGCGUGGAUCGGCGUCGGGCCGUGGGGCAUGGAUGCUUGGCGCGGUGGCUGUGGGCUCGUCGCUAGCGACGCUGCUAGCAGUGCUGAGUUACCAGCGAUCGUCGCGCAAGGCGCGCCGCAAACGGCUCGAAACUGAAGCGCACAAAGCCGCCGUUGCUUCGGCUCUGCCGUCGCUGCACGGCGGCGGCAUAGGCACCGCGCAUACACCACCUACUGAAGCACACGAUGAGACACUUAUUCGCGAGCAGCUCAGCCGCAACUACAGUUUCCUUGGCGAAGAAGGGAUGCAGCGUGUGCGCGAUAGUUUCGUGAUUGUCGUCGGCGCCGGAGGAGUUGGCAGCUGGUCUGCGCUCAUGCUGCUGCGCUCCGGCGUGGGCCACAUUCGGAUCAUCGACUUUGACCAGGUGUCGCUCUCCUCCUUGAAUCGGCACGCGUGUGCUACGCUGGCCGAUGUGGGGCGCCCAAAGGUCGAGUGUUGUGCGCACUACUUUGAGCAGGUCGCGCCGUGGGCAAACGUCGAGGCAUGUGCCGAGCUAUUUCAUGCCAAGAACGCCGCACGGCUUUUGGACGGACAGCCCACGUACGUGGUGGACGCAAUCGAUAACCUCGAGACUAAAGUAGCGCUUCUGCGCUUCUGCGCCACGCACCAUCUGCGCGUCUUUUCCUCGAUGGGCGCCGGGGCCAAGGCAGACCCAAGCCGGAUCCAAAUUAGCGAUAUCUCUACCACCGUCGAGGAUCCUUUGGCGCGUGUCGUUCGCCGAGAGCUGCGUGCCGUGGGCGUGCCUCCGAUUCCUGCAGUGCACACCCAGCACGACCCUCCGUAUACAGACGCUGACUUUGCACAGGAAUGGUGCGUGCCGUGCGUGUAUUCUACAGAAAAGUCCGAUGUGCGGCUGCUUCCGCUUCCGGAAGACGAGAUGGACAAGGGGGAUGUGGGCGAGCUUGCAGCGUUUGAGGAUUUCAGGGUGCGUAUUCUUCCCGUGCUUGGGCCACUUCCGGCCAUGUUUGGACUCGCCGCCGCCACCUACAUCCUUUGCGACCUUGCGGGGCACAAGAUGGAGCCGCUGAAUGUCAAGGGGCGCCGCAAACUGUAUGAAAAACUAUUCGCCGACUUAAACGUCACGGAAUCACGCUACCCGUCGCCGCACACACCGGCUCCGCCGCCGGCGAAUCGCACGCCGCUCACAGCCUCGGAUAUCCCCCCGACGUACCAUGCAUCACAUCCGUCCAGCAAGAAUGGGCCGCCGCCCAAAGUGCGCAUUCCAUUCAGCGUGAAUGACUGCGCGUACUUGUUUGAGGAAGUCUUUCGUGGACGCUCAGUCGUCCCGCCAUUUGAGACGCUGGGCACGGGGCAGCUCAUGCGCUGGGACCCCAAGCGUCCGCUCGAGUACACCAACGUUGCAUUGUUUACCCGGAAGCAGGCGCGCGAGCAUGAGACGGUCCUGAAAGAGAGCCUUGAUCCAGAGGCAUUUUGGGGGGCACACGUCGCCGAAAUGAUGCGUCGAAGACUAGCCGAGGAGCGGCGCAUGUCGCACUGGCGCUAG